ACUCGUCAAAGGUGAUGUCGCGAGAGUGAAAGAAGCGGUGAGACGGCGGGGGAUAGAAGUGCCAGUCGGAUGCGUCAAGGGGAAAACCGAGGAAGACGCAGUGAGCAGUGAGCUUGUCCGUGCCGGAGGCACGGACGUGAGCAAGGCAGCCCCAGACGUGGAACGCAGACGCGUCACCAGGAGACCCAGUCCAAAGACGGGUCGGCGAAACCUGCGGCUGCUGGGGGUGCAGCCACAGGUUAAGCUGGUGCGAAGCGUAGCGCACGGCGAACGGCCACAGAAAAUGGGGUGCACCGGCAUGGAUCAUGGAGGUGCGAGCCACCUCCAUGACCAAACCGAUGCGUCGCUCAGCGACCCCAUUCUGCUGUGGGGAGUCCGGUAGGGUGAACGUCUGGGUGAUGCCCUCCGCACGACAAAAGCGACCAAGGACACCUGAGGCAAACUCGCCACCACGGUCGGAGUGAAGACGCAAGACAGGGAGACCUUUGGUGGACACGGGCAGAGACAAGCCAGGGGAUGAGAGCGUCAGGCAUGUGGGCCUUCCGCUCCAGGGGAAAGACCGAGGUGUAGCGAGUGAAGUCGUCGACAAGCACUAGGAAGUAGCGCUCUCGACGCGGCCCAUGGACGGGGGCGGGGCCCCAGACGUCCAUGUGCAGGGUCUGCAGUGGCGCGGCGGUAGGGGGAAACGAGGAGGAGUGAGGGGCACGGCGAAGCCGACCCUCGACGCAAGGCGUGCAAGGUGGGGCUGGGGAGGAGGGAAACGCGGGGAGAGAACCAGGGAGACCAAGGACGAGACCGUGCUGGGACAUGUGACGCAGACGUGGGAGCGCAGGGUGACCUAGGCGGUGGUGCCAAAGGAGAGUCGGGUGAGUGAUGGACCGACAGGAGCAGGCAGCAGCAACCUGGGUAGACGCAGCCACCUGAAGGGGCGCCCCAGCCGGGGGGGUCACGGUGUCCAAAGUGAAUAGGCCGGGCACCGGGUCCAGGGGGAACGUGGACAGGGGGGCACCAGUGGCGGCCUCGGUACAGACAGCAUACCGCUCGUGACCAGGGAACGUAGUGGUGACGCCAAGGUCCUGGAGGCAGCCGACACCAACUAGGUUCCUGGAGAACGAGGGGAUAUGCAGACCUGUAAGAGAGCCCGAAAGAACCGCCGGACAGGGAAGGGUGGUGGAACUGCGGGCGACUACCGGACCGCCGGAGGGGUCAGCUAGGGAAACGGCAGCAGGAACAGGAAGCGGCGUCAGUGUAGUAGAGUCACGGAAGAAGCACCGAGAAGCGCCAGAGUCCAAGGUGAAGGAAAGCGAAGCAGUGGCGUCUGGCGGGUGCCCCAAAAACCAGACGUAAGCCCCGACACUUGCGCUUCGAUUUUUGUCAGUUUUAAACGCAUGUUCGCGCAACAACUGAAUUGGGAUCCGGCAAAUGUUUUCACAGCGACCCAAAAUUACAAUUCCA
Molecule: messenger RNA, 1455 nt
Organism: Closterium sp. NIES-67
Lineage: Eukaryota; Viridiplantae; Streptophyta; Zygnematophyceae; Desmidiales; Closteriaceae
Source: the annotation of a GenBank genome assembly